Molecule: messenger RNA, 1475 nt
Organism: Ornithodoros turicata
Lineage: Eukaryota; Metazoa; Arthropoda; Arachnida; Ixodida; Argasidae
Exons: 2
Coding region: 48-1280 (410 amino acids)
Source: RefSeq, a predicted model, not a curated record
AUUCCAAACGAUCAUUCCAUAGUGUCUACGUCUCAGCACCCGUCGGUAUGCCUCCCGUUCGACGCUCGGAGCGUUUGAAAAUGCUGAAGCGGACAGCAGCCAAGGUACCUCGCGUUCAGAGUUGUAUGAGCCGCUUCAGCCUUCCUGCGGACUUUCAAGUUUCCUACGGUUGGAUUCUUAAAUUCAUGGACAGACACGGACUGCUCCGCAUGGACAGCGACGUCUUGCAAGACUGCACUGCAGCCCAUGCUGGCCACACUGGUGGUGGGGUGAAGCGUGUUGCCGAAUCUGACUUACCUCGUUCAGGAAGUAAGAAGCUCUUUCUUGACACACAAAGUGCUAGAUCGUGUCGUAAGGUGCGAAGACGGACCGAUUCGCACGUUAUGACUGAGGAACGUCGCUCUGGAGCAGUUAAUCUCAGGGAGCGUACAAAGUGUUCGAGUACACACAAUGCGAAAGCACUGCCGAGCAUUCUUAGGCGACGUCGGCAUCCAGAUGGCACUACACCCGGGCCGGGUUCAUCGACCUCACGGAUAGCGUUUGCUGGAUUAACCAAGGUUGUGCACUGCGACACGGCACGGUGCAAAUCCGACAUUGUUCCUCGUGCAGCUAACGGCACCGGACAGAAAUCCAUGGACGGGAAGAAAAAGAGUCGAACUUCCCAAGUGAGCGUGCUCUCGCACAGUAUUUCUGUAACUUCUCUUGGGGGCCGGGUGUCCGUCAGUCAAAACCAGGUCCAGUUGACAGUAAAGCAGAACCCAGGUCAAGCAAAGAAGCCUGCCUCCUUGAGCAGGACUGGUGCUGCAAUCUUGACAGCCUUUCUGCACGGCUACAUCGCGCGUAAAAAUGCAUUACGGUCACGCGAAGCACUCAACAAGCGGAUUAGCUCUAAAGCACCUUCAAAGCGCAUGUCUCUUCAGGAGUACAUCAGAGAUCACCAGAAGAGGCUGGCGCAUUCCGUGGACAGGAAUCGUAGCAGCACAAGGGAUGCUGCAGCAUCUCCUGUUCCGUCAAAACCUGACCGGUUCCAGACAACAUCAACCAGCAAGGUUCCUCUUGGUCUAGAAGCACUGGGAGGUUCUUUCCAAGCACUCCACCAAUCCUCUAAGCUGCAUCUCAACGUUGCGGACAAGCAAGAUCCUCGCGUGCUUGCUACAGCGCCGAAACAUGAGCGAUUAGAAGGCAUUGUCAAUACCUUAUGGGAGAAGCAGCGUCCAGUGGAUGAAGGAGUAGAUCUCUCAUCUGGGGAGCCUUUUGAACGAUUCCCUCACGUGCACUGAGUAGCAACCAUCAAACGCAUGCUGGGCAAUAACUUGCAGAGGGGUUUUGUGUGGAAGAUUGUAUCGGACGGUUGCUACAAUAUGUCUUUGAUGGUUUCUGUUAUCUCUGUUGCGACGGAUAGCUCUCAGGAGCAUUGGUGUGUUUCACUUUGCACUUGUGUCACAUAUCGGGGAAAUAAAGCAGCGUUUUCGGCA